Molecule: messenger RNA, 255 nt
Organism: Aureobasidium uvarum
Lineage: Eukaryota; Fungi; Ascomycota; Dothideomycetes; Dothideales; Saccotheciaceae
Source: the annotation of a GenBank genome assembly
AUGUCGAAACUACGACUCUCAUCCUUGUAUUGUCUCUCCUUCUCAACCAGCCUUCAGCACAACUGCCAAUUCGUAUGGGCAGGCGAAGCACCAAGAAACAAGAGGGAGGGCGAGGCAUGGGAGGAGUGGCAGAAGCCACUACCGGAGAAGACGGAUGUGAGGAAUUUCGACAACGCAAAAGUCGAGCGCGCCAAAGCUGCAGCUCGAGACAUACAUCAAGAGAGAGCACAACACAGUGGCGACUCCGAUCAAUAA